AUGGCCGACGUUGGCGCGGCGCCGGCUGAGGCUGGGGACGCGCGGGACAACCUGAUGGAUUUGGUGUUCGGGCAGAGCACCGCGGAGGACGGCGCCGCGGCGGAGGACGGCCCCGCGGAGCCGGGGGGCGCCGAGCCCGAGCCUGGGCCCACUAGCAGCCACGAGUCGGACGGCGCAGAGGCCGAGGGGGCCGGGGAGGCGGCGGAGGCCGUUGCAUCCGAGGAGGAGAGGGCCGAGGGGAGCGGGAACGGAGUUUCCGCGGCGGAGGACGCGCCCCGAUCGGCGGUGGAGGGGGCCGGGGAGGCCAGUGCGGGGUCUGGGGGCGAUCCGGGGCGCGAGGACCCCGAGUCAGUGGCGCAGGAGCUGAUCAGCGCCGCGAAGGAGGCCGAGGGGCUCUCUGCGUCGGAGCCGGCGGCGGAGGCGGAGCCCGCGGGCGAGUUAGGGGAGGAGCCUAGCGCGCCCGAUGCGCCUGGUGCGCAGGAGGCCGCCGAGGAGCCUGCGUCGGAGCCGGACGCCGGCGGCGCGAGCGAGGCGGCCAGGACAUCCAAGCAGAGCAGCGCGGAUGCGCCGGAGGCGAACGGCGACGCGCACCACACGCACACGGUUGCUGUGGAGCCAGAGACGCCUCGCGGGCGCGGCAAGAGUCGGGAUGCGAAGUGGACGUCCUAUUUCGACGAGGAGGAUUCCAGCCAGUCCCCCGGGCCCACCCCGCGGCCGCAAUCCGCCAGGCCCGCGGACGCGAUGCGGGAUCCGCACUCCCCAGGGGGGCCGCACACGGUGCCGCACAAGGGCCGCGCGCGGCCAAUGACCGCCGCGCCGGGCGGCUCGAUGUACACCACGUACCCCGGCUACGAGCGCUUCGUUCCGCCGCCGCCGAAGCGCCUCUCGAUGGCCGAGCAGGAGGCCAUGGUCGCCCGCCUGUACCGCGUCAAGCCGUCGCACCCGCCCGGCGGCCGGCGCCCGCGCUCCGCCAUGGUCCGCUACAAGCGCGACGCCAACACGGGGCAGUUCCAGCGCACGCUCGUGCCGAUGCCGCGGAAGACCGUCGAGGAGCGCACCGCGUCGAUGGUCCAGCUCUACGAGCGGUGCUGCGAGCGCGAGGCCAAGGUCCAGGCGCAGCUCAGGGACAAAUACCUGCAGCCCCUGUGUGCGCCCAAGGUGUACGAGGGGCCGGCGGCGAAGCAGACGCUGCGGACGAAGACCGAGCGGCUGUACAUGGGGCAGCGCGCCAUGGAGGACACGGACCCGGAGUGGGAAGACACGGUCGCGCGCCUGCGCCGCAAACUGAAGAUGUAG
Molecule: messenger RNA, 1296 nt
Organism: Pedinophyceae sp. YPF-701
Lineage: Eukaryota; Viridiplantae; Chlorophyta; Pedinophyceae
Source: the annotation of a GenBank genome assembly